UUGUGAUCCUGCUGCGGAAAUGCGAGGUGUAGCUAAUUAGCUUCGUAUUGCGUCGUUUCUCCAGUUUUUUCCUGCUUCUUUUGCGGACAAUGUUAACGGGCUACAGACACGACUGCCUAACAAAAUAAGGACCUUAAACUGUUGUACAAAAGGGCGAGAGGUGGUGAGGUGGCCUGCCCGAACGCAUUCGGUGGCGCCAGCUGACGGCGGGCGGCCGGUCUGAGCACGGGAGGCUGCCAUGGCGGGUCUGCUGGAGCAGUAUGAGCGGUCCUCGCAGGCGCCGGCGCCCGGCGGCAUGGCUGCCGGAGCGGCGGGUCGUCAGACAGUGGGGCCCAUCUUCACCAAGCAGAAGGUGAACUUCACGCCCACCUCGCCCACCACCCAUCUCGUGGUGGCCAACAACCAGCUGGUGAUCGCCAUGGCCAGCAAAACUCUGUUGAGGAUCGACCUGCUCAACCCGGAGACGCCGCAGGAGGUGGACCUGGCGCGCGACACGGCCGGCAGUCGGCUGCAGCACCUGUUCCUGGACCCGUCCGGGGCGCACCUGCUGGUGGCCACGGUGCCGCGCGAGGGCGACCUCUCCAACGCCGGCCUGCUCUACAUCGGCGGCCGCGCCGCCAAACCGCGCCCGGUGAGCCAGCUGCGGGGCCAGCUGGUGACGGCAGUGGGCUGGAGCCACACGCUGGCCACGCCGGCCUCCACAGGACCGCUGCUGGCCGGCAACUCGCAGGGCGUCGUCACCGAACUGGAGCUGAGCGGUGACGAGCGGCUGUUCUCGCGGCUCGAGCUCUACGUCAAACAGGUGCUGGAGGUGGGCGAGCAGCGCCCCUCGGCCGCUAUCACCGGUCUGGAGCACCACCGGGUGCCCGGCACGGACCGCUACCUGGCUCUGGUGGCCACGCCCGGCCGGCUGUACCAGUUUGUGGGCUCCGUGGCCAGCCACGACGCGCGGCCGCUGCUCGCCGGCAUCUUCACCACCGGCGGCCAGGUGUCAGAGCGGUUCCUGGAGAUCCCCAGCUCUCUGGCGUUCUCCCGGCUGGCCUUCUUCUACCCGAAGGUGGGCGGGCCGCCGGACCGGUUCGCCUGGAUGACCGAGCCCGGCAUACUCUGCGGAGAGCUGGACACGAGCGGCGCCGACACGAUCCUGGGGGAGACCAAGCUGAUCCCGCAGCCGGUGGAGGAGCCGGCGCCGGCCGGCUCCGGCCAGCGGCAGCCGCCGCGAGCCCUCGCCCUCACCCAGUUCCACGUGCUGGCGCUGCACGCGGCGCGCGUGCGCGCCACGUGCGUGCUGGACCAGCGCCACGUGUUCGAGGACCUGGCCAGCGAGGCCCACGGACCACUGGUGGCCCUCUGCCGUGAUCCGGUGCGCGGCACGCUGUGGAGCGCCGCCGAGAGGGCCGUCUACAAGUACCGGGUGGUGGACGAGACGCGGGACGUGUGGCAGGUGCUGGUACAGCAGGGCCAGUACGAGCUGGCGCGGCGCCACUGCCAGGAUAACCCGACAGUGGUGGACAAGAUCCUCACCCACCAGGCCGAGCACUGCUUCUCACUGGGAGAUUACGAGGCGAGCGCUCGGCUGUUCGCCGACACCCAGCGCCGUCUGGAGGAGGUGGCUCUGAAGUUUGUCGAGCGCCGCGAGUACGAGGCCCUCCGCCAGUUCCUCAUGACUCGUCUGUCGGCGCUGUCGGCCGGCGAGCGGCUGCAGGCGGCGCUGCUCGUGUUCUGGGCGCUGGAGCUCUUCCUGACGCAGCUGGGCCGUCUGAAGGACGCCGAUGACCCGGCCCGGCACCAGCUGCGCCAGCAGAUGAUGCAGUUCCUCACCUCGCACGAGGCGCUGACGCACGUGCAGCGGGCCCGGAAGGCGGUGUAUGACCUGAUGGCGCGCCACGGCGACGCGGCGGCGGUGCCGGAGCUGGCGCAGCGGCUCCAGGACUGGCAUACCGUGGUUCGCCACCACCUGCGCAGCGGCCACAUCACCAGAGCGCUGGAGACGCUGCGGGCGCACCCGGACCCGGAGCUGCUUUACCAGCUGGUGCCGCGGCUGAUCCAGGCCGAGCCCACGCUCACCGUCGACCUGGUGAUCGGCCAGGGCCGCAAGCUGCGCCCGGCCACGCUCAUGCCGCGCCUCAUCCUGGCCGACACGUCCGAGGAGCAGGGUCUGCAGAUUCUGCGCUACCUGCAGUUCUGUAUCGACACGUUGGGCAGCGCCGACUGCGUGGCGCACAACUACCUGGUCACGCUGUACGUGCGCUACCGGCCCGACCGGCUGAUGGACUACCUGCGCAGCCAGGGCUCCGACCGUCACUGCGUGCGCUACUCGCCGGGUCACGUGUUGCGCCAGUGCUGGACGCGCCAGCCGGCCGCCGCCGUGCACGUGCUGACCGUGGUCGGCCGGUACGAGGAGGCCGUCGAGCUCGCCCUCCAGCAUGACGUCACACUCGCCAAACAGGUGGCUAACCUGCCGGAGGAGGACGACACACUGAGGAAGCGGCUCUGGCUGGUGAUCGCCAAGCACACGAUCCAGUGCGACCGGAGCGUCCAGCGCACCAUGCAGUUCCUCUCGGAGUGUCCGCUGCUGAGGAUCGAGGACGUGCUGCCCUUCUUCCCUGAUUUUGUCACCAUCGACGACUUCAAGGAGGCCAUCUGCGACUCGCUGCAGUCGUACAACGAGCACAUCGGCGGCCUGCGCCAGGAGAUGGAGGAGGCCACGCGCGCCACGGACGUGCUGCGGCAGGAGAUCGCCGACUUCAGGCAGGGCUUCGUCACUGUGCAGGCGUCGGACGUGUGCCAGGUGUGCCGGCACCAGCUGCUGACCCGGCCGCUGUACGUAUUCCCCUGCGGCCACCGGUUCCACCAGGACUGCCUGACGGAGGAGGUCUUACCUCACCUGACGCCGGCGCAGCGCCAGACAGCCGCCGACCUACAGCACAAGCUGAGCACGCUGCCCGAGGACGAGGUGGCGGCGGCGGCGGCGGGCGCGGCCCAGGUCAGCCCGCGGGUGGUCGCCCGGGAGGAGCUGGACCAGCUGGUGGCCGCCGAGUGUCUCUACUGCGGAGACUAUCUGGUCAGGUGAGUGUCGCUGCUGCGGAGACUAUCUGGUCAGGUGAGUGUCUCUACUGUGGAGACUAUCCGGUCAGGUGAGUGUCUCUACUGCGGAGACUAUCUGGUCAGG
Messenger RNA from Pollicipes pollicipes, 3172 nucleotides. Its product is annotated as vacuolar protein sorting-associated protein 18 homolog. Gene Ontology annotation, molecular function: protein-macromolecule adaptor activity. NCBI's taxonomy places the organism in Eukaryota, Metazoa, Arthropoda, Thecostraca, Pollicipedomorpha, Pollicipedidae. Gene Ontology annotation, cellular component: HOPS complex; endosome. The coding region runs from base 239 to 3073 and encodes 944 amino acids. Gene Ontology annotation, biological process: lysosome organization; endosome organization; organelle fusion. The transcript has 21 exons. The record is from RefSeq and is a predicted model, not a curated record.